Molecule: messenger RNA, 1443 nt
Organism: Penicillium argentinense
Lineage: Eukaryota; Fungi; Ascomycota; Eurotiomycetes; Eurotiales; Aspergillaceae
Product: DNA-directed RNA polymerase I subunit RPA49
Exons: 4
Coding region: 1-1443 (480 amino acids)
Biological process (GO): nucleolar large rRNA transcription by RNA polymerase I; transcription elongation by RNA polymerase I; RNA polymerase I preinitiation complex assembly
Cellular component (GO): RNA polymerase I complex
Molecular function (GO): DNA binding
Source: RefSeq, a predicted model, not a curated record
AUGCCCAUCGAUAAGACCGAAAAGAAGCGCAAGCGCGCUUCCGAUAUCAAUGGUCGCCCCAGCAAAAAACCCGCCUUGGAGCUGCAAGCUCUUCCCCCGCUGAAAGCUAGUGUCGUCGAGGAUAAGAGCGAGCUGGCGCCGGUUAUUGCUACUACCCCAGGUGUUCAGAAUACCAAGUCUCUUCGUUGGGACCCGUAUAUCAAGUCCCGUGGAAAUGUCUCCAAGUCCGCCGCAAUCGCUCGCAAUCCUGGCAUUGUAUCCUCGGAGAUGCUGUUACAAUCUUCCCAGCAUCAAAAGAUGGAUUUCAUUGGUCGCGAGGGAACUGGUGAGGAUGCGGACUCUCAGUUGAAGCACUACGUUGCCGUCGUGGACCCCGAGCAAAAGACCUGGCAGCUCAUCGAAGCCCGGCGAGUCACCCUCCGCGGCGCUGUGCGCGCACGCAAGGCUGAGGAAGACUCGGAAUCCGAAGAUGAGAUGAACAACAUGCGGACGCAACGCGAGGCCCUCACCAACGAAUUCGGUACCAAGCAAUCCCGCAAAAUGGUGCAAUCCAGGGCCGAGAAUGCCCAGCUGUCAAGCGCGCCUGCUGGAUCCGUCACCGAGGCCGGUGCCGCCCUCAUGUCAUCCAUGCCGGCCGACGUCCUGUCCGGCACAGCCAAAGCCACCGAAUUACAGGCCGAAGUCCAAGCAGCCAAACCCCUACCUACUCCCAACCUUACUGCUGCCCAUCCCAACGACGUCUACCCUAUCGAAAACCUGGUUCCCGGCGGCCACUCUACUCUGCGCCAGUUGACCGGCGUCAGCGAGUGGAAGGAGCAAGUGGAAGCCGGCGUUGCAGUCGUGACUGUUUCACGAUACGUCUCGAACCGCGUCGUGGCAGUCGUCAAAUCCGAAAACCAAACCCAACUGCAAAUCCUCCGCUUCAUCCAGCUCCUGCUCGAAUUCGCCCGCUCCCUCAAGGGCGCUGGCCGGCAAGCCUCCUCCGGCCCCAACAGCAAGCGUCUGCCACCCCGUGAACUCCUCCGCAAGAUCCUCUCCAACACCACCGGCGCCACCCCCAGCGAGGGAGAAGAGUCGACCUCCGAGCUCCUCCCCGAAAACAUCGUCGAUGCCGUGCGCCGCCGCUUCGCCUCCGACGGCAGCACCCUCACUAAGCACGACAUCACCCUCCUCCACACCACCAUCUGCGCCUUCUCCCUGGGCGGCAACUUCCCCAACGAACUCGCAACUGACCCCUCCGAUCUCCGCGAUGACCUGCGCCUCGAUUCGGCCACCAUGCAGCAGUACUUCCGCGAGCUGGGCUGCCGCAUCGAGAGGCCUUCUCGGAAGGAGUAUAAGAAAUGGAAUGUCAAGGGUGGUCAGGCUGAAGCGAAUUUGCGCCGUGUUGCUCGCUUGCGCAUUCCGCUUGAAUUCCCUAAGGUUAAGCGUGGUGGUCGGGCUUAG